AGGGAAAGGCAGCACCGGGCCCCAAGCUGUACGCGGGGAGCGGCGGCAGCCUCGGCCUGGGCAGCGCCCAGUGGCGGCUGCGGGAAGCAGAGGGAGCCCGGCGCGGGCGGGGAGCGUGCGUCGGUUCGCACAGGCAGCGGGAGGAGGGGCCGCGCGAGCCAUGGCCGGGGACAGCGAGCAGACCCUGCAGAACCACCAGCAGCCCAACGGCGGCGAGCCCUUCCUGAUCGGCGUCAGCGGGGGCACGGCCAGCGGCAAGUCUUCCGUUUGUGCUAAGAUUGUGCAGCUUCUGGGACAGAACGAGGUGGACUAUCGCCAGAAGCAGGUGGUCAUCCUCAGCCAGGAUAGCUUCUACCGUGUCCUCACGUCAGAGCAGAAGGCCAAAGCCCUGAAGGGCCAGUUCAAUUUUGAUCACCCAGAUGCCUUUGACAAUGAACUCAUCUUCAAGACACUCAAAGAAAUCACGGAAGGGAAAACGGUCCAGAUUCCUGUGUACGACUUUGUUUCCCAUUCCCGGAAGGAGGAGACGGUUACUGUCUACCCCGCAGACGUGGUGCUCUUCGAAGGGAUCCUGGCCUUCUACUCCCAGGAGGUGCGAGACCUGUUUCAGAUGAAGCUUUUUGUGGACACAGAUGCGGACACCCGGCUCUCCCGCAGAGUAUUAAGGGACAUCAGCGAAAGAGGGAGGGACCUUGAGCAGAUUUUAUCUCAGUACAUUACAUUCGUCAAACCUGCCUUUGAGGAAUUCUGCUUGCCAACAAAGAAAUACGCUGACGUGAUCAUUCCUAGAGGUGCAGAUAAUCUCGUGGCCAUCAACCUCAUCGUGCAGCACAUCCAGGACAUCCUGAACGGGGGGAUCUCCAAGCGGCAGACCAACGGCUAUCUCAACGGCUACACCCCUUCACGCAAGAGGCAGGCCUCGGAGUCCAGCAGCCGGCCCCACUGACCCCGUCUCCAGGGGCCCGGAGGAGGGGGCAGGAGGCACUGUGCACCCAUGCAUAUGGUUUCCUGUGACAUUGCUGUAUUUAAGAAAACACCACGGAGAUGAAAUGCCUUUUUUUUUUUUUUUUUGGUACUUUGGAGCGAUGAAUUGAAACACAAGUUGACCCUGAGCUUAAAUGACAAACUGUGCCAACUACUACUGGUGAUGCCUAAUUAUGAGUCCAACGUGUAACCAGUUAUAAAUACAUAUAUAUAUAUACAUAUAUAUAUAUAUAUAAAAGGAUCUAUUUUUGUGUAAAUGUACAAAUACUGUACAGCUGUUUGCCGUAAGUAUUCUGCAGGAGGGCCUGUCCUUCAGUGUGUUGGGGGCUGGACCUGGGGUUUCACUGGAGGCCUGGUGCCCGGCGUGUGCCCGGCAGGGCAGGUUCAGGUGGCUGUGGAAGGGAGGCUCAGGGCUCAUGGCUCUCAACAUCUGUGCGACUCACUGGAAGUGGAGUUUGGAAACUUUGAUCGCCUCCCCUGUCAGAUGCUACCUUCUUGGAGCUGGAGCUUUAGGAUAAUGUGGAUAAGAGGUCCUCUUUUAUUUUUUCUUCUCUCUCUUUUUUUUUUUUCUGAGUUGAAAUUAGGCAAGACCUCAAUUAAAAAAUCAAACUCAGGGAAGAAGCCCACUGCAGGGCAUGAGUCUUCUGUGUUUUCUUCUUGCCCCCACCCCACCUCUGGCUGCUCAGGCAGCUCUCUGUUUCCUUCCUUACUCACCCGCUUCCGAAAACCAGAGCGGUUCCUCUCUCCUUCCCUGUUGGGGAUGCGAUGGGGUCGCUUCCUGACAGAGUGGGGAAAGAGGGACUGUGUCUGUCGUGGUGUGCCUGAGAUGCUGACGUCUUCCGGGGAGGUCACCAGUGAUAGUCCUCGGGCUUUCCCCCAGAUGGUGGGGUGCACAGUGGACCCUCGCAGCCUGGGCGUUGGUUGAGCACCUCUCCUGGCAGCCAGCCCCUCCCAGGGCGGCCAGGGAGCUCUGCUGUAUGGGGAGCUGUCGUGUUUGUUUCUCAACCUGAGGGGUUUGCAGCGAGGUGAAGACAGCAGGGGCCGUGACAGGCAGCAUCCCGGCCAUGCUGAUUCACUUAUCUACCAUGCAGCCACGUCAGCUGGCGGCUGGGCACAAGAGGCGGGAAGGAAGAGUAGUGUUUUUAAAUUACAACUUGGAGUCUCAGGCUGAAAACAUUUGGGGUGGAGAAUUCGAGCUUUCCCCGAGGCUCCGUCUUGGUGGAAACUUCCUUCUUUGGAAGCAGUACAGAUUCCUGAAGAUUCCUGGUGGGGGGCGCUGGAGGAAGCAGCGGACCUAGUGAGAUGGAGAAGCUGUGAGUAUAGUGUGCUAAGCCUCAUCUUUGAACUGCAGAAGAGCCAGAGCCUUUUCAUCUCAGCGUGGACCAUCUCAGGGCUUGAUAGGCUAUGCCCUUAGUUAUUCCCUUGUGGCUGCCACAGCCUGAAACAUUUUGGGGAUCCCUUCUCCUUCCACUGCUUUUGUAGCCCCUUGGAGCCACUCUGAUAGAUCCAGCACCAUUAGCUCUAGGCACAUCGAGUUGUUCCUGUAGGCUCAGCCUCACCUGGUUUGCUUCCCCCUUUCUGGACUCCAUUUGACUCUAACUCUGUUGGGCUGUGUCUAAAAGUCGAACCUAAUCCGCAACAGGGCUUUGCCACCCCUGAGACCUCCAGGAGACUGGACUGCUCUGGAAGGAGCCCCCAAGGGCAGCAGCUGCUGAGUUGGGGCAGGGGAAGGCCCCUAAGGUGCCUGCUCUGAAGGUCAGUGCCCGGCGGGUUGGCUGAGUUCUGAAGCCCGCAUUUCCAAAUCAGUGUUGAUUAUCUUUCCAGUCACGCCUUGUGUAGCUCUGAGGUGAAGGGUGGAUGGCAGGCCUGGGUUAGCCCCCUGCUCUGUGGGGGCCUGUCUGUGGCCGUCUCGGGGAGCCUUGGCCUUUUGGUGGGUAGCACGCUUAACUUUACUUGACGCUCCCAGGUGCCAAACCAUUCAGUGCCUUGGCUGUCUGUCCUACUGCCUUGGAAGAUGGAGUCUUCUCAUCUCUGAGCCUUGACUGACUUAGCUGCUUUUUCAUCUACUCGUGGUGUUGGGACCAAGCCUCCAGGGUUUUCCGAGUAGCUCUGUCCUUGGUGGGAAACAGUUCUCAGGCUGCCCUGCCUCUCGGUAAAGUCAAAGUGUUAGUCACUCAGUCGAGUCUGACUCUUUGCCAUCCAGUGGACUGUAGCCCACCAGGCUCCUCUGUCCAUGGAGUCCUCCAGAUGGGACUACUGGAGUGAGUAGCCAUCCCCUUUUGCGGGGGAUUUUUCAGACCCAGGGUUUGAACCCGGGUCUUCUGCAUUGCAGGCAGGUUCUAUACUGUGUGGCGACCGGGGAAGCCCCGCCUCUUGAUAUCUUGGCCCGUUGGCUGGGGGCUCGCUGGCGGUGCUAAUGACUCCUCUGGUUCUGUGACACAGAAGGUCUGGGCCAAGGAGGGGAUGGGAAGCUCUGCCCUGUGGGGACCCCAGCAUUUAGCCAACUGUGCAUCUAUCUGAACUUGCGCUUUCUAUGCGGCAAAUCCUGGAGUUGGUAUUUUAAGAGCCACUGGAUCUCUGUUUUUGCUGGAGCAUCGGAUAGAAUUAUGAGGUCAGAGAUGGAUACUGUUUGCUGUCUGGAGAGGCAGCACGGAUGAGCAGAGUAGGGCAGGGUUGGCUGUGUAUGCACGGGAGUUUCUUGGCUUCAGAGACGCCCAGUGGCACCUGCUUCUCGCACUGUGCAGGUGUUGUCCAAGGACCAUGUGUUUACAACAGGCGUUGUGUCGUGGACAGUCCUGGGCCCACACUCCUUCUCGCUAAUGGAACUUCUGCCUUCCUGGGUUUCUUGUUCUUGGCAGCCUGAGACCAACAGGAGCAGAGAGCUGGGAGUGUGUAUAAGGAAGAUGCAGUGUUGUUACCUCAGGCAUCACUGGAUUUGGAGUGGGUAGGGUGGGCCCUCGAGAGGCGAUGGUCUGUGAAGAACAGGCCGUGGAGGGUAAUGCAGAAGUCUCCAGUUCACCCUUCAGAACCUGUAAACUGCAACAACCCACUGUGGUCUUGGCUGCUGGACGGUCAAGGACUUUGGCUUCCUGCCUCUCCUGGGCUGGCCUGGACACUUGUCGUGGUGCCCGGGGUGGGAUGUCAGCCUCUUGUGAGGCUGCGAGGUCCGGCUUGUGUGCAGGAGGCACUGGAGCCCAGCUGGUUCGGGCAUCACCUCCUUGGCCAUUGUUGUGUGGCUUCCCUGAUUCAGCAACCUUGACCUGCCCCAGGGCCCAAAGCCAUUGGCAGAAACUCGUAGCCUCUCGCAGGGAAAUGUUCUCCUCUACCCUGAGUCUCCCACCUGCCUGUCAGUCAGUGACCACAUGGGUGAGGCAGGCGAGGGUGGUUCCGGGUCUCAGGGCUGGGCUUCUGGAAAGCUGACUUCUCUGCCACUCCUACCCUUCGCCCUGACCUCAGGGUAGAGUGGGCAAAGUCUCUGUGUCCCAGCAGAUGAGAGAGAGUGACAGCAUGCUCGGGUAGCCGUUGGGGCGAGUCUAGAGCCGAGUCCCCCCUUUGAACUUGGUCUCUGCGCCUUCUGCGGCCCUCCUCAGGCAGUGGGCUGGCUUCAGGGCACUGUCCGGCCACCCUUAGAGGUGGCGCGUGCCUGGCUGGCCCUGCCUCGGGAACAGGGUGAGUAGGUAAAUAGAGACAUAGGCCUUUUUAUUUUUUGUUUUUUGGUCUUUCAGAUGCUUGCACUUUCUUCUUUUCCUCCUACUGCCCUGCACUUACUUGUUAGCACUUACGUAAAUGACCACAUACUCUGUACUUCGCUGUAAAUAAAAACUGAACAGAAAAGAACCCA
This is a messenger RNA of Odocoileus virginianus texanus, 4825 nucleotides long. RefSeq names its product uridine-cytidine kinase 2 (gene UCK2). The record is from RefSeq and is a predicted model, not a curated record. Gene Ontology annotation, molecular function: ATP binding; ribosylnicotinamide kinase activity. Gene Ontology annotation, cellular component: cytoplasm. NCBI's taxonomy places the organism in Eukaryota, Metazoa, Chordata, Mammalia, Artiodactyla, Cervidae.